CCAAGCACCACAUUGUCAUUACGCCAGCUCAUCAUUGCACCAAACGGUACUAGCUAGUUCAUGUAUGUAGUGCUCAAGUUAUUGUAGAUCACAACACAGCAAUCCACUUAUCACUUCUUAUCUACACUCUUACUACCGUAUAUCUGAUCUGUGAAGCAGCCAUGAAGUCAUCGAUCCUUUUGGCUACAGCAGCCGUCUGCUUGGCGCUUUCUUUCUGCGCAGAACAAAUUUCAGCCUUUGCUCCGUCGUCAACGGGAUCUUAUCGUCAAUCGACGAGCCUUUCGGUAUUUGGAAAGAAAUCUGGUGGUGUUGGCGGCGGUAUCAAGCCAACGUUUGAUGCAGCGAGCGGAAAAUGGCAAAAGGGUCCAGAUGAUGAUGGUGUUUACGCCUACGACGCUGUCGGUGCCUUAUUGCGAUACGGGCCAGGUCCAUUCAUUAAGCGAACAUUCGAUGCUGACGGAUAUGAACAGGAGAUAUUGAACUUCAUGGCAGCGUCUGGUUGUGACCGUUCGGAAGCGACUGGUAAUAUGGAUUUCAAAUUCGAUAAUGCCGCAGAUUGGAUGUAUCGAAAGGUGGAAGAAAAGAGGACGGGGAAAAAGAUUGAUUUGAACUAUCUCGAUAAGAAAAAGGCUGCCUUGACUAUAAUUUGGGCACUCGGAAUUACGCCAAUGGCAUUCUAUGUCGUUUCUGAAACUGUUAGACAAUUCUGAAGAAAAAAGAUGAUAAAGAACGCUUGCUCCUUGCAACUGCGACUAGAUAUAUCUUAUUGGCUGCUAUCCUACUUUAGGUUACGCACGGUAACAUGUUUUAGGUUUUCGUGGUUUUCUGAC
Molecule: messenger RNA, 830 nt
Organism: Seminavis robusta
Lineage: Eukaryota; Bacillariophyta; Bacillariophyceae; Naviculales; Naviculaceae
Source: the annotation of a GenBank genome assembly